Molecule: messenger RNA, 671 nt
Organism: Gongylonema pulchrum
Lineage: Eukaryota; Metazoa; Nematoda; Chromadorea; Rhabditida; Gongylonematidae
Source: the annotation of a GenBank genome assembly
AUGAAUUGUUGUGCUGCGGCGGGAAUUUUUUCUUUUUUUUUUUCAGAAAUAAAACAGCAACGCAAUUUUCCAGAAGAAGCAGCACCGCUGGAAUCCUGCUUGCAUGGCGAGUUUUGCACGGGUGGUUCCUUCUGCAUAGCCGGUUUCUGUGUUUGCGCAACCGGAAGCACUGCACUGAAUGGAGAGUGCGUGCAGCAUCGUCUGGCACCGCCGAAUUCCUCGUGCAGUCCAGGCGUGCAGUGCACCGGCGGGUCGAACUGCGUUGGAAACGUUUGCACUUGUCCAGAUGGCCAGCAUUCUCUGGACGGAAUAUUAAUGGCAGGAGGUGCGUGCCCGACCGGACGUGAGCAGUGCAUGGGUGUAACGGCAGGAGGUGCGUGCCCGACCGGACGUGAGCAGUGCAUGGGUGGUUCGAGCUGUGUGUCUGGCGUAUGUGAAUGUCCGUUUGGUUCUGUCUCAGAACUUGGUGUAUGUGUCCCGGUACGGACGGUGCCUGCUGGGUCGCCUUGUAGCAGGACUGAAAUUUGUAGUGCUACUGCGACUUGUAUCGACGGAAUCUGCCAGUGUCCUGACGGCAUGUUUGUACAAGUUAGUUCGAUCAUUCCUUACACUUUUUCGGAAUUAUUCUCAAAAUUGCUGGGAUUAAUAUGGGAUGCACAGGAGAAGUAACG